Aspergillus brunneoviolaceus CBS 621.78 is the source of this 642-nucleotide messenger RNA. RefSeq lists its product as uncharacterized. The record is from RefSeq and is a predicted model, not a curated record. Bases 73 to 378 code for a protein of 101 amino acids. Lineage: Eukaryota; Fungi; Ascomycota; Eurotiomycetes; Eurotiales; Aspergillaceae. The transcript has a single exon.
AGGCUAUCUGUUUCAACCACAAGAGGUGAUGCAUCCAAAUCAAACUAGCUGGACCUCCCGCGCUCUCGGACAAUGCAGCAGGUCGGGUCUAAGCCUCCCAGACAAUCGGGAAUUAUUCAAGGUGAACCCCGGAUGCCAUUCCAAUUCCCCGUCACCUUCUUCAAACCUAAAAAUGCUGUCUCUUUAACAUUCUAUCUCCCCCUUAGACUCCGUAUCAGAAUAGCAUUCACAGUAAGGGUACCCAAUUACCCCUUGAGCCGGAAUCAGACCAUCGAAGCGAAGUGCCACAGCGAAUCUAGCCCCGCGGGUCUUAGUGCGGUUUGUGGUUUGUGGUUUGGUGGUUUGGUUGUGUGGUUGUGUGGUUUGUGGUGGUGGUGAUGGUGGUGGCGGUAGGUGGGUUGUCACCGACGGACAAGCCUCCUCUAAACUCUUUUCUCGCCCCAAAGAGCGAGUGAAGGUGGGCUCAAAAAGUAUGGUAGGUUGGCACGCCUCCUUCUCCUUCACCCGUAGGAGGGCUUAAAGACGAGAGACAGAGCGAGGGAAAAGUCUGGACGGGGUCUGCGGAAUCCUCAACCCAAACUCUGGCGGGAACGUAAACAUGGUUCCGCGUUGCUGUCUCGCUGUCUCUUUCCGAAACCUCAG